CACAAAGCUGUCGAGCUCGAUUGAGGAAGUCCGUUAGUGACUCCCAACCUCGACACUGUAGAGUCUGAGCGGACAGACAGACGGACCCAGGGAGAGACAGACAGACAGACAGACAGGCAGGAAGAGAGACAUUAGAGCCAGUGAGACGAGUCCUGAGAAAAAAGACAGGAAAAAGACUUUUAGUCGAGGAUGGACGUGAGACGGAGAGGAGACGACAAAUUCAACGUCUGGAUUAAAUGAACGUCAAAUAAGGGAUAUAAUUCUCCUGCUCUAAGAGACAAAGAGGCUUUUUAACUCCUUUUAUUCUUUUCACAGCUUUAUUUUUUUUGUCCUAAAGGAGAGAAGUGACGGUUGUUUUUCCACAAUCUACUUUUACUUUGUGUUUUAUACUACAUAGAGAAACUAAUCUGGCCUCAGCCUCAGGAUUAUGGUGGAGUUUGCUCUGCGUGACGAUCUGACGCGGGACCAAAAUGCAGAAAUGUAAAGUUUGCAGUUAUCUAUGCUGGUUGUGGGUCUCCUCGCUGCUGCUGCCGCUGCUGCUGCUGCUCCAGGACGUGAGCUCGGCAGCUCCUGCAGGGAACCAGACCGCUCCAUGUAGCAUCUCCUUAUCUGAACCAGUGUCCCACCUGGACUCUGUGUCACUGACUGUUAACACGACCGGACAGAACUGCUCCUUCAUCGUGACGUCGCUGGACGCCGGCGCAGACUACGCAGAGUGCAGGCGGAGACGGAAAUGGGACGAGGAGUUCGGGACUAAUGACAUUGGAGGUGGCGGUCCAGGAGAGGAGGUGAAGGUCGGGAUGGGAUCUGACUACCUGGUGACCAAUCAGUCAGUGGAGGACGGCGGGAAUACGACUGCAGGAGAAGAAGAAGUUGAAGUGGAAGAGGUUUUCACGUGUGUGCUGGAUCAGCUGGAGCCUGGCACCGCCUACCAGCUGCAGGUCCACUCCCUGACGGACGGGGAGUCGGCGAACAUCACGCUGCACACCAGGCCGUCGGCGGUGAGUGGCCUGGUGGUGACCUCCAGGACCUGCUGCAGCCUGGGUCUGUCCUGGCAGGCCGGUCCCGGCAGGACGGAGCGCUUCAGGCUGCAGCUGUGGGAGCGACCUCGGAGUCCGGAUCACUCGGGUCUGAUGAAGAACGAGACGCUGGAGAGCACGGCGACGCAGCACAUGCUCGUCGGCCUGACGCCGGGGCGGCGGUACAACGUCACCAUGGCGACGGAGGCCGGCGACCUGCGGAGCAGCAGGACGAUCGAGGCUCAGACGGUUCCAGCUCCCGUCUCCAACGUCACCGCCGAGUUUCGCAACAGCACCAGCUUUGUGUUGUCGUGGCGACGGCCCGACGGCGACCUGGACGCCCUCGACGUCGUCGUUUCCGGCAACGGCAGCGUCGGCCGGGUGAUGCCGCUCCCUCCCAACGCCACAGACGUCGCCGUUGGCCCGCUGACCCCUGGCACGACCUAUGGCGUGACGGUGACGUCCCGCAGCGGCAGACUGACGAGCCAAUCAGAGACGAGCGUGAGCACAGCUCCAGCGGCGGCGGCGCUCCUCUCCCUGACUCCCUCCUCCUCCGGCUGGCUCGUUCUCUCGUGGACUCCCCCUACUGGCCACUGGGAGAGUUACACUCUGUCCCUGUUUGACGGCCUGCAGCAGAUCGUCGGCACCGCUGUGGAGCGGGAGGCGGUGGAGUUUGUCUUCCCGGGGGCGGAGCUAACGCCUGGGAGGACGUACAGGGCGGAGCUGAGGGUGGAGAGCGGAGGACUGACGGCAGAGAGCAGCUGUGAAGGAGCCACAGCUCCAGCUGCUGCGUUAAACCUCCACAUCCGACACGCGGACGAGACCUCGCUCAGCGCCAUGUGGAGCCACGCCCCCUCCGGGUCACGUGACAGCUACUUCCUCGCCAUUCUCCAUGAUAACGUCACCAUGGAUACCAGGGAGGUGGAGCCUAACAUGAGGGAGUGCACGUUCAACGUGCUCACACCUGGGAGGCCGUACACCAUCACCGUGGCAACCAGGAGUGGGAACCUGAACACAACGGUGUCUGUGGAGGGGAGAACAGUUCCCAUGGCGUUGCGUACCAUCUCUCUGAGCAGCUCAGGAGUCGACAGCCUCCAGGCAUCAUGGGAAAAACCGCCGGGAGACGUGGACGCGUACACACUGACGCUGCUGAGAGACAGUGUCCUCGUUCAGAACUUCACUGUCCCCGUCGGUUCGCCCUCUCUGCUUCUGUCUGGUUUAACGCCCGGCGCCCUCUACAGGCUCCAGGCCGCCACAGUCAGUGGACUACUGCAGUCUAAGUCCAUCAGUCUGGAUGCUAGGACAGCCCCGGCCUCCGUCUCCGAGGUAACCGUCGCUAACGGUGGCCGGUCGGACGCCCUGCACGUGUCGUGGCGUCCAGCAGAGGGCGUGGUGGACAGCUACCUGGUGCGUCUCCUGGACCGCGGCCGCGUCGUGCACACGCUCGCCGUGUCGCGCUCCUCCUCGCCGCCUGAGUGCUCGUUCAGCUCGCUGGUGCCCGGGCGACUGUACUCGGUCGUCAUAGUGACGAGGAGCGGCGACCUGGAGAACGCCACCGUGGUGCAGGCGCGAACACAACCUGCGACCGUACAGAACCCGACCGCUGUUCACUCUGCGAGAGACGACUUCCUCAAGGUGUACUGGCGUCAUGCGGCAGGCGACCUGGACAGCUACGUGGUCCUGAUCCGCUACAACCACAGCGUCCUGCAGAACAAGAGCGUCUCCGCCGGACACAACGAGUGUGUCUUCUCGUCGCUGACGCCGGGGAGACUCUACACCGUCACCGUGGAGACCUGGAGUGGGAGCGACGUCGGCAGCGUCUCCACCGACGGACGCACCUUUCCAGCAGCGGUGAAAAAUCUGUCGCUGAGCAACGCGGGAAUCGGCGACCUGACCGUCACCUGGAGCCCCGCCCCCGGAGACGUGGAUCACUAUGAGGUCACUCUGCUCUUCAACGACACGCGAGUCUUCCCUCCCGUCACGCUGGGCAGUGACGUGCGGCGCCACCGCCUGACCUCUCUGACCCCCGGGCGUCUUUACAAGAUCGUGGUGUCGACGUUCAGCGGACCCAACCAGAGAGCUCAGUUCACUGAGGGACGGACGGUCCCCAGUCCGGUGGGAAACCUCCGCAUGUCUCCUCGAUCCGGUCUGACGGACGCUGUGGGCGGACUCUUGGUCUCCUGGACUCCCGGAGACGGAGACCUGGACAUGUUCAUCGUCUCCCUGUCGACGCCGGACGGCGCUAUUAUCGAAACUCGUCCCGUCCCCAAACACGUUUCCUCGCUGGACUUCCUGGAUCUGAUCCCAGGCCACGCCUACUCCAUCACCAUCCAAUCACUGAGCGGCAAACUCACCAAUACCAACACAGCCACAGGCAGAACAGCUCCGGCCAGCGUGACGGCGCUGCAGGCCGACAACGACCACACCACGCACAGCCUGACCGUCACAUGGGAGCGACCGGUGGGCGUGUACGACGGCUACAGCCUGCAGCUGCUGGACGAGGCCGGCGUCCUCGCCGCCAACCGCUCGGUGUCGCCGCAGAGUCGCAGCGAGCGCCUGGAGCGCCUGACGUCGGGGAGACGCUACCACGUGAGGGUGGUGACGCUGAGCGGCGGCGUCCAGUCCCUGGAGGUCACGGCGGAGGGUCAGACACGUCCGGCAGCUGUCAGUAAUCUGACGGUCACCUCAGCGAACACCUCGUCUCUGUCCUUCUCCUGGCGUCCGUCAGACGGCCACGUCGAGAUCUACCACCUGUCCCUGUACAGAGUCGCCGAGGCGACGGCCAACCGCAGGCAGGACGCAGCUAAAAGGAAGCCGGUGGUGGACGAGCUGGUGGACCUGCAGAAAGUCGGCUCGUCCACAAACGCGUGCGUGUUUUCCGACCUCAGAGCAGGAAGUUUGUACAGACUGCAGGUGGUGAGCUGGAGCAGAAGCCUGAGCAGUGACUCGUCCAUCCUCGCCAGGACCGUCCCAGCUCCAGUUUCAUCUCUUCAGGUCCAGAGUUCAGGAGGGACGGACAGAGUGUCGGUCAUCUGGCAACAUGCGGAGGGAAGCUUCAGCAGCUACGAGGUGAACUUAUACGACUCGUCCGGGGCCGUUCUGGGAGUUCAGGCUCUGGGGGCGGAGCACAGUAAUCACAUGUUCACAGGCCUGGUUCCUGGUAAGCUGUACCGUGCUGAGGUCAUCACACACAGUGGGGAACUGACCAAUAACAUCUCAGCUCUGGGACGAACCUCUCCGCAGCCACCCACCCACCUGUCCGUCAAACAAGGCUCGGCCAACGAGACGAUAGUGCUGUCGUGGUCCGGCCCCGCCGCCGGGGACUACGACGACUUCAGGCUCCAGUGGACGCCCGCCGACCGCCUGUCGGUCACGCACACUCGCUUGACCGGCUGCGUCGUAGGUGGGAUGUUCCCGGGGCGGCAGUACAACUUCACCGUGACGACGGUGAGCGGAGGCGGAGCCCGGCGCGGGCCCGCGGUCAGCAGCCAGCCAAUCCAGAGGAGUGUGAGGACAAGUCCGUCUCCCCUGAAGUCGAUCCACUGCUUCCCGCUCUCCUCCUCCUCGCUCUCCUGCUCGUGGUCGCCGCCGCUCUCCGACUUCGACUCCUACGAGGUCGAGUGUCGCCGGCACGACGACGGCGAGCUGACCACGGCGGUGAGGCUGCUGGAGGGCGUCACCGCCGUGACGCUGGACCACCUGGACGCCUACUGCAAGUACUCGGUGACGGUCAGGGUGUCGUCGGCCGGACACACGAGUCUGCCAGCGACACACACCACAGUGACCAUGAUCGACCGUCCUCCGGCUCCGCCCCCCGGCGUGCGUGUGAGCGAGAGGUCGUCAAAGGUCACGUCGUCCUCCAUCUUGUUUCGCUUCAACUGCUCGUGGUUCAGCGACGCCAACGGCGCGGUGCGAUACUUCUCUGUGAUCGUCGCCGAGUCUGACGCCAACGAGCUCCUGCAGCCGGAGCAGCGCCACCCUCUGCCCUCGUACCGCGACUACAUCGCUAACUCCUCGGUCAGAGCCUAUCAGACGGCGUAUUUCCCCAGCCGCUGCCCGCAGGACGUGGAGACGGCGACCGCACAGGUAGUGGAGGUGAACCUGGGGGCGGGAGGAGACCGACUGGGCGGAGCCUGCGACCACUACCACGACGACGACCUCUACCUGAGCGACAGCUACGGCGACUUCUGUGACGGACCGCUCAAAGCCAAGACAUCGUACAGGUUGAGCGUUCGAGCCUUCACCAGACUGUUUGACGAAAACCACAGUGAGUUUCCCGAGCCGCUCUUCACGGACACGUACCUGUCCACGCCGCUGAGGACGCACGCAGAGCCUCUAGGUGGCGUGGUGGAGGGUCUGAGCGCCGGGAUGUUUCUGAUCGGGAUGAUGGUGGCCGUCGUCUCGCUGCUGGUUUACAGACAGCGGCUUCACAAAGUGGCUGUGCAGGAGAACCCGGUGAUGAGGAUGAGUAUGUGGAAGGAGGUUCCAGCUUCAGGGAUUUACAUGGGAGUCAGGAGUAAUCGUCGGGUCACCAGUCCGGUCAAAGCUUGUAACUUUGAGUCUCAUCUGACCAAACUUCAGGCCGACUCCAACUACCUGCUGUCAGAGGAGUUUGAGGACGUCAAGGAUGUGGGUCGCAACCAGACCAUGGACGUCGCUCGUCUGCCAGAAAACAGAGGAAAGAAUCGCUACAACAACAUCCUGCCGUAUGAUUCUACCAGAGUGAAGCUGUCGUACCUGGAGGACGAUCCCUGCUCAGAUUACAUCAACGCCAGCUACGUCCCUGGUAACAACUACCGCAGAGAGUACAUCGCCACCCAGGGGCCGCUGCCCGGCACCAAAGACGAUUUCUGGCGAAUGGUGUGGGAGCACGGCGUCUACAACGUCGUCAUGGUGACGCAGUGUGUGGAGAAAGGACGAGUCAAGUGUGACCAGUACUGGCCUGCAGACAGAGAACCUCUGUACUACGGUGACCUGGUCAUUCAGAUGCUGUCAGAGUCCGUUCUGCCCGAGUGGACCAUCAGAGAGUUCAAGAUCACCUCAGAGAGCGGCUGCACUUACCCUCGUGUUCUGCGUCACUUCCACUACACGGUGUGGCCCGACCACGGCGUCCCGGAGAGCACGCAGUCCCUGAUCCAGUUUGUCCGGACGGUCCGAGACUACGUGGACCGCUCGCCGAGUACUGGACCCACGGUCGUACACUGCAGUGCUGGUGUUGGAAGAACUGGGACGUUCAUGGCGCUGGAUCGGGUUCUGCAGCAGCUGGACUCUAAAGGAACCAUCGACCUUUACGGCGGCGUGUUUGACCUCCGCCUGCACAGACAGCACAUGGUUCAGACCGAGUGUCAGUAUUCCUUCCUUCACCUGUGUGUACGCGACGUCCUGAGAGCCAGAAAACAUCGCAGUGAACAAGAUAAUCCUUUGUAUCCGAUCUACGAAAACUUCAAUCCAGAGUAUUGUCGCGAUUUCAUAUACAACGGACGCUAAACACAUCUUGACGAACAACUUUUUUGGACAUUGCUGGACAAAAAAUUGCAGAUGUAUAAACUGAAGAAAAAAAGAUCAGAUUUCAGUUCAUAUUUUACCAUUUGAAACACAAUUUUAUCUCUGUUUCUUUGUGCACCACUGCUUUAAGUGAAGUUUGUAGCAAGUUAAUUAAAAAGCCAGUGAACACGACACGUUCGCGUUAACUUCAGGGACAUUUGUUUAUUAUUUUACACAGUUACUGUUUUGUCUUUUUGACUUUUCAAAAUAAGUUGGGAGAUAAAAUGUGGUAAAAUUUUUAUCGUGACUGGUAACCAAUCACAGGAAAGAGCCAUCAUUUUUUUUAUAUCCUCUACUAUCACUAUAAUAUGUUCUCACUCCUUAUAUAAGCUGUUUAUUUAAAGAAGUUACACGUAUUGCUGUAUGUAAAUAUUGGUGUAUGACUCAUACAAUUAAAGAAUAUAUAUAUAUAUAUAUGCUAUAUGUUGACAGUUUUAAUAAUGGGUAGAUAUAACCUGUGGCUGUAUUCAGAUUCAAGCAUUACUACCGCUAUGUAUUAUACAUAAGACACUUUAAGUUAAUACAAUUAAGGAAAAAUUACAAUUUGGUGAUUGAAUUAUGAGGUUUUUAAUGAAAGGCCAUAUUUUAUAAAAUAUCUGAGAAUUCUAAGUUUGCGUUUCAAAAUUAAAUUUAAGUAUUCGGUCGUUUUUCAAAUGAUUUGUUUUAAUUCAGAGAAUAUAAUCAUGACUACCUUUGGAAUAAUAAUUUUGUAUUUUCCCCCAUCAAAAAAUCUGACAAUUGAAGUUUAAUAAUUCCGAAAAAAAGUAGUAAAUGAAAUAUUUCCUGGUGAUUUUUGCAUAAAUCUUUGUAUAAUAAUUCUUAUUCACACUCCACUGUUAAAUAAUUGGAUUAUGAAUUUCUAAAAAUAAAUGCCAAAUGAUG
Molecule: messenger RNA, 7445 nt
Organism: Solea solea (common sole)
Lineage: Eukaryota; Metazoa; Chordata; Actinopteri; Pleuronectiformes; Soleidae
Gene: ptprb
Product: protein tyrosine phosphatase receptor type b
Exons: 40
Coding region: 471-6506 (2011 amino acids)
Biological process (GO): angiogenesis; protein dephosphorylation
Molecular function (GO): protein tyrosine phosphatase activity; cadherin binding
Source: RefSeq, a predicted model, not a curated record